UACUUUUCAGUUUCUCUUCUCGACGAAACUGCCAACCGUGAAGAUGGCGGAUCUUGAGUUUGAUUCCGCUCAGCUCCAGGAGAGUGAUCCAGCUGCCGACUUCUUGCAGAAGGAGCAAGGUGCAUUAGCAGAGUUAGGAGAUGAUGAUUUAGCCUUCGAUGGUGGCGCGUCGGCACCGACUCAAGAUUUCUCAGCGGAACUUGAUCAAUUCGGGCAGAAGCAGGAACAGUCCACUGAGAGCAAUGCUUAUUCAGCCAUUCAAGAGGCUGAUGUCCUAGCAACGGAGUCCGAGGCUGUUCGUAAGUGGCGUGAAGAUCAAAAGCAGGUGCUUGAAGAGAAGGAUGAGCAAGCAGAGGUGGAACGCCAGCAAUGGCUGGAGCAGGCCAAGCAAGACCUUCAAGACUGGGAAGCUCGGCAAGCCGAACAGCUCGAAAAAGCAAAGUCUGACAAUCGUGCUGCAGAGGAAGCAUUCAUCCGUGAACGCGAUGAGGACACUCCUGGGUCCGAGUGGGAACGAGUAGCACGCUUCUGUGACUUCAACCCGAAGAACAGCAAGAGCACUAAAGAUGCUGCACGCAUGCGUAGUAUACUGCUGCACCUCAAGCAGACACCGCUGGUGCGGUGAAUUUAGCAACGCUUCUCGGCACCCUUUCAUUUCAAGAAUUAGGCUGUGUAUUCGUCGAAGAACAGCCAGCGCGCCACCAAUAGGCCCAGAAUCUCCAUGCUGGCAAGGGGGUGUUUUCUUCUGGCCUGGUGUGUGUGCACUCUGCCAAGAGGUUGUCCUGGCUGUAUUGUUUGUCCUGGCCGUGACUGCCCCGUAGCUUCUCUUCCCUUCCUUUUCUUGACUGUGUAUGAAAGCAUCAGUGUGACCACUACCACCGGCAGCAGCACAUGACUGUAGCAAAGCACCAGAGCGUGGUUGAUAUGUGUGCACUGUAGUGAUCCUUCCUCACCGUCACCUGUCCGCUGAUUCUUUCUGACAUCAUCCUGCUGUAUAUUGUCAAUAGUUUGCCAUAUUUCGUUGUGUCCUUAGUUAGGUCUGUUCAAAUUAUAUUUUCUUCGCUAUCUCCGUACCCGCGUGGUAUUAUUUGAUUAAAUGUAGUAGUGUCUUACGUAGGCCCCAUUCUAUUUACCAGUUUUCUUAUCCUCUCUUCGGAUCAAACCCUUUGUGCACGUGUGUACGUGUGUGUGUGUGUCGGCUGGAUGAUUGCAAUGCGAACCAGCCACACCUCUGCUGUGUUCACGCUGUCUUCUCCCUGCCAUGUAGGUGCUUGCUUCUUACUCACGGAAAAUUGCAUUUAUCAUCAUUCUUAUCUUCACUUGCCUACGUCAAUAUUCACCACCUUGUGUUCUGUACUUAGUUUUUCAUGGAAAAAGGAAAAUCCUCUGAUGUGUUAGAAUCAGGAUACAUACAUGUAUAAAAGUCCAA
Molecule: messenger RNA, 1429 nt
Organism: Sycon ciliatum
Lineage: Eukaryota; Metazoa; Porifera; Calcarea; Leucosolenida; Sycettidae
Product: clathrin light chain B-like
Exons: 6
Coding region: 44-625 (193 amino acids)
Biological process (GO): clathrin-dependent endocytosis; intracellular protein transport
Cellular component (GO): clathrin coat of trans-Golgi network vesicle; clathrin coat of coated pit; postsynaptic endocytic zone cytoplasmic component
Molecular function (GO): clathrin heavy chain binding; structural molecule activity
Source: RefSeq, a predicted model, not a curated record